CGUCACAAGCACCGAGCGUCGCGCUAGGUUCCCACCCGUUCGAACCACCGUCAAAUUGGCACAUUCAGUGGCCUCUUUCGUUCCUUGCACAUUGAUUAACGCAGCAAAAUAGAAUUCGCGAUUCAGCCAAAGGAAAAGUGAGAGUGCCACAAAGUGAGAGCAAAAAGGCGCAUCGGUCCAUUUCUUUGCCGGCAUCGAAGUCUUUCGUUCGUUCGGCGCCACACGCCACGCAAGUUCACGGUCACGGUCACGGCGGAAGUGCGGUGUGCGUCGUCGAGUGUGUCACGAGGUGGUGAAGAAAGUGAAACCCGUCCGCUGGAGGCGCUACAAAACCGGUACAAGAUGCGAUCGCCGUUGGGUUCGAAUGCGGCAAUGACCGCACUGGUGUUGCUCGCUUUUAUCGCCGGAAGCUUCGCUGCGCUUCCGUCAACGAUCAAGGCGUGCAAGCGGAACGAUCCAGAUAUUAGCCGGUGCAUCACCGAGUCCGUCAACGAUCUGCGGCCGCGGCUCGCUACUGGCAAAAUUUCGGACGACUUCAGGAUUCCGCCGAUGGAACCGCUCGCCCUGGCGGCCGUCAACAUGGAUCGCGGUGCCGAGUUUAAGGCCACGUUCAGCGAUCUGCUCGUGUCCGGUCCGAGCAAGUUCAAGAUCGAGAACCUCAAAGUGAACCUCGAGAAGCUGGUGUUUGACUUCAACAUCUUCCUGCCGAAGCUAUCCUUCAAGGGAAAGUACGAUCUGAAGAUCAAGCUGCUGCUGCUGAACAUUGCCGGUGUCGGAGAUCUGGCGGGCGUUAUCGAGAAUAACCAGGCACGCGUGAAGCUCAACUUCGAGAAGUACAGCAAAGGCGACGGCAAGGAGUACCUGCGGGUGAAGAAGAUGGUCGUACGCAUCCAGAUCGAGAAGGGUCGGUUCGACAUGAAGGACCUGUUCCGCGGUGAUCCGGUGCUGAGCCAGGCCGGCAAUCAGUUCAUCAACGAGAACUCGCGCCUCUUCCUGGACGAGCUGACUCCCGGGCUCGAGCGCAGCCUGUCGGAAACGUUCAAGGGCACGGCCAACGAGAUCAUGCAACAGGCGACACUGGACGAGCUGUUCCCGGUGUAAGCGCCAGGCCAGACGGAAGGAACUUUAGUGAUCUGUGAUCUUUGUGAAUGCGAAUGUGUGAAUGCGUGAGUAACUGUACGAAUCCGGCGGCGGAGGGAAAGCUGGCGGCGUAGUAUUAGAGGGUACCUCUUGUGAAGCUUGUCCCGCCUUCGGCAACCCGGGGUGGAAGGCGAUGAAGUGCGGGAAAAUGGUGGGUACAAUAAAAUUAC
Anopheles bellator is the source of this 1310-nucleotide messenger RNA. RefSeq names its product circadian clock-controlled protein daywake-like. Bases 343 to 1101 code for a protein of 252 amino acids. The record is from RefSeq and is a predicted model, not a curated record. The transcript has 4 exons. Lineage: Eukaryota; Metazoa; Arthropoda; Insecta; Diptera; Culicidae.